Messenger RNA from Penicillium canariense, 1338 nucleotides. RefSeq lists its product as uncharacterized. The record is from RefSeq and is a predicted model, not a curated record. Lineage: Eukaryota; Fungi; Ascomycota; Eurotiomycetes; Eurotiales; Aspergillaceae. Bases 1 to 1338 code for a protein of 445 amino acids. The transcript has 4 exons.
AUGCGAACCAACCUUGGACAGCGCAGCCGGCAUCUCCCUGGCCCGAGGACGGCAAAUCAAUCAAAUCCCUUGAGCGAUCCGGCCUCCUAUCCACCUACCGAUUUGGUUGGCUUGAUCCCUUUGACUCGUAUCCUCGGACGAGACUGCCUCGGGAACAUGUCCAACGCCUCAUCUACAGCUCGGAGAGAACCAGUCCUUCACAAAAUUGCCUUCCAAUAUUAUCCUCUCGACGUAAAUGCAACCUCAAAUCCAUUCCUUGUCUCUUGGUGGCCUCUCGCUCUCCGAGACCCAGCUCUCUUUCAUGUCUCGCUGCAGACGGCAUGUCUUGACGAGGAAUUGUUGGCCCAGAAGGGGUUUCAAGCCUCCGGAAUUUUGAUGGCUGACUCCGUGUCUUUACUGCGACAGAAGAUUGGAGACAUCUCACUUGCUGUACAAGACGGAACACUGAAUGCCGUCAUCACCUUGGCAACAAUUGAGUUCGGCAAGGGAAAUAUCGAGGUCAGCGAGAUGCAUGUUGAAGGGGUUAGAAGACUGGUCCGUUUGAGAGGUGGUAUCAAUUCAGUGAGGCAGACUAGCCCGCUUACUGCAAGAAUGAUCAGCUGGGUCUCAAUGCUCAUCAUGGGCCAUCCGCAAUUUCCUGUCCAAGAUGAUGCCGGCACCGGAGAUGGUAUACCUCCCCUUCCAGAAUGGCAAUUAGGCCCGACUACCUUGGAUGAUACACCAGAGAUAAGCUGGGUUAUCGAGGACGCUGUCGUCCGGAAUGCCUUCCUUCGUCUCCGGUAUGUGUUCCAAAGCGCACAAGGCGCACGCUUGCUCGGCACCCGACUUCACGAUCUCGCCUGUUUUGUCAUACAUCAACUUUUGCGGGUGGUUCCAGACAUACCACAUCUCCACUCAUCACCCAUCACGGAAUGCAUCCGCUACGCACUUAUACUCUACAUGUUCAUCAUUCAAGGGCCGACUUAUUACUCGCACGCCGUCAUCUUCAACUCCCUCGUCAACCAGUUUGUGGGGUAUUUACAAGAGCUCGAAUCUAUACCUCACGUGUAUGAUUCACUUGAUGUCUGGAUUUUUGGAAUUGGACUGGUGGCUUCUACGGAUACCCCAAGUUAUCGGUGGUUGACGGAGAGGGCACGAGCCGUCUCUGCAUCACUGCAGUUAUAUAGUUGCGAUGAUGCUUUUGCAUGCAUCAAAAGCGUCUGCUGGUUGGAGACCGCUCGGGGCGUAGAUCUUUUUCGAUUUCAUUGGGUAGCCAUUCUGGGUGAUCGUAGCCCUUUAGACCCAUUGGAAUUUGCACUCAGCCCCUCACCGAGCAGCCUUUGUGGGGCAUCUCUGUAG